GUUGUUGUGGACAAAGACAAAGAAAAUUGGCGGCGAAAAAAAAAAAUAAAUAAACAUUUGGCGACAAUAAUCUUAACCUCAAAAAAUGUGUGUUAUACUAAUCAUCAUCAUCAUCAUCAUUCGAUUGUUAAUCAGUCGUAAUGUGUGUGUGUGUGUGUUGUGUGUGUGUGUGUGUGUAUUUGUUAUGUCUGCAUUUACCGAAUAAAUUUUGCUUGGUAUCGUCAAAACAUUACCUGUGGUGUGCGUAUGUGUCUGCCUGCAUGCCUGCCAAUUGUCUUGGUGUUUUCAAACUUUUGAAUCUGAAAAAGUAUUUAUCGAUUUUUUUCUUUUUUGUUUCUUUUCAAGAAACUCUAAUCGUAUGUCGGCUUAUUCAAUUCAUUCGAAUCAUGUACAGAGAAUAACAUAAGACAAUAACGAAAGGAAUUUCAAAAUUUAGUGUGUAUGUGGUGGUAUUGAUGAUGCUCGCCGUAGUUGGUGAUGAUCGCGGAAUCUUUAUUUUUUUUGAACUUGGAGGGAUAAAAAAAUCUGGUCAUUUUUGGUUGCCACAUUCCUGGUGGUUACUCUGUUACGCAUGAUUCGAAUGAAUUUUUUUUUUUUUAUGACAUUAACGAAAACGAGCAAAAAAAAAACCAGAAGAAAUAAAAUUAGUAAAUGAUGAUGACAACGUGCUCAUAACCCUAUCUGUACUUUUUAUCAACGUGUGUGUGUGUGUGUUUUUUUUUGUUUGUUGUGGCUAUUUUUCUGACAUAACCCAAACAAACACGCAUAAACACAAACGCACACACACACAAAAACAAAGGCGGAGUGUAAACGACACUACCAAAUAUUUUUCAUGGUCAAUGCUAUAACUUAUAGUUUUUUUUUUAUUUCGAAAAAAAGAGGUCGCAUGCCUUUUGUUGACACGCAACCCUUGUUGUUCUUGUUGUUGUUGAUUGAUCAUUGAAGAAAACAAAAAACGAAAUUCUAAAAAAAACCUAGCAAAUCUCCACACACUCCUCAAGUAGAAGCAGCAACAACAAAAUUUGAAUCAAAUCGAGUUUGAGCCGUUUAAAAGUUCAACGUACUUGUCCAUUAGUGUUUCAUUCGUGAAAAUUCAUCAAGAAGAAAAAAAAAAACGCAACCAAUUUGGUUUCACGUCUCAAUUUGUUUUUUUCUGGUCUUCAUGUUUGUUUAUUAUUUGGUGAGAGAAGAAGAAAAAAAAAUUGUUUUUAAUACCAAUAGUCAAAAUGUUCAUACCGAUUUUAUUUCUUCCGGUCAUUUUGAUCCAUUGCCGUUUGGUGAUUGGUGCACCUGUUUCCGAAAUCGAUUCAUCACCAUCACCAUCAACAUUAUUACCACCGUCAUCGAUAAUAGUACCAACUGUUGCAUCUGUACAAAUAUUAUCAACAUGUCAACCAGGACAAUAUUUUAAACGUGAUUGUAAACUUUAUAUUAGCUGUGAAAAUGGUAAAUGGCGUAGAAAUUUUUGUCCAGAAAAUAAAUAUUGGAAUCAAAUUGCAAAAAAAUGUGAUGACAUUCAUAAUGUGCCUGAAUGUUAUGAAAUGUCUCUAGAAAUACAACGUGAUGCUAGAUCAAUGAUGCAAGCUAAGCUGCGUUCAUCCAAACAACAACCACAAUCAUCAUUGUUAUUGGGUAAUAAUCCAGUCGAAGAAGAAAAAGAAAUUGAAUAUGAUCCAGAUGAUGACAAUGACAAUGAUAAUGAACAGAAUCAAAAAAAAUCGAAAAUUGUGACAAAAAUUUUGGAAAAACCAUAUUUCUCAUCAAAAGAUUAUGAAGAUUAUGAUGAUGAUACUGAUGAUGAUGAUUUUGAAGAUGAAAAAACAAUGGAAAUUAAUCAACCAAAACAAUUAUCACAGCCAACAAAACGAAGCCAUAAUCAAGAUGAAGAAAAAUUUAUUAAAAAUGAUAUCAUUACUAACGAUCGUAUGGUGACAAUGAAUAAACGAAAAAAAUCCAAAUCCAAUUAUCAACGAUCAUCGACAAUGACCACGACACCAAUGAUGAAUACAUAUGGUAAAAUUUGUAUUGUACGUGGUAAACAAAUUGAAUGUCAUGAUGAUGAUGAUAGCAGUGUUACCACGACAAGUAGUACUACGACGGCCACGACAUUAUCGACCACGACACCUGGUUCGAUUGAUGAUGAUCAUCAAAAAUCAGUCAUUAAUAAAUGUAAAACCGAUAUCAUCGAUCAUAAUGAUCAACGAAAAGUGCAUUCAUAUUCAUUUACAAUUGAAAUCAAUAUUGAUGAUCGAAUAUUUGAACGUAUUGAACGUUUUAUCAGACUUAUUAUCUAUUAUAUUAGCUUUCAAUUUAUGUAAAUUUGAUUUGUUGUUUGAUGUAAAUUUUUUCUUUUUGUCACGAAAAUACAUUUUAUUCAUGUGUAAAUAAUAUAUCAUUCUGAUAUGCAAUUUCCAAUAAAAAAAAACAAUAAGCAAUCAA
Dermatophagoides farinae (American house dust mite) is the source of this 2439-nucleotide messenger RNA. The record is from RefSeq and is a predicted model, not a curated record. Lineage: Eukaryota; Metazoa; Arthropoda; Arachnida; Sarcoptiformes; Pyroglyphidae.